ACGGCCGGGCCCCGAAGCGGACGUAGCCGGGGGGGGUCUUGUCCCUUUUGGCGCCCCGUAGCAUGGUGCCCUUUGACCCGCCGCGGCGGGGUGACAGGUCGGGCGGCCAUCUUGUGGCUGCGGCGGCGGCGGCGGGUUGUUGUUGCUGCUGAGGGCCGGUCCCCGCGGGCGGCCCCGCCGGCGCCAUGUCCUCGUUCUCCGAGUCGGCGCUGGAGAAGAAGCUGUCGGAGCUCAGCAACUCACAGCAGAGCGUGCAGACGCUGUCGCUGUGGCUCAUCCACCACCGCAAGCACGCGGGCCCCAUCGUCUCCGUGUGGCACCGGGAGCUCCGCAAGGCAAAAUCAAGUAGGAAGCUUACGUUCCUAUAUUUAGCAAAUGAUGUCAUCCAGAACAGUAAGAGGAAGGGUCCCGAAUUCACUAGGGAAUUUGAAUCAGUUCUGGUGGACGCUUUUUCUCAUGUUGCCAGAGAGGCAGAUGAGGGCUGCAAAAAGCCCUUAGAACGAUUGCUUAACAUCUGGCAAGAAAGGAGUGUGUAUGGCGGUGAGUUCAUACAGCAGCUGAAACUUUCUAUGGAGGACUCGAAUAGCCCUCAACCCAAAGUUACAGAGGAGAAGAAGUCUUUGAAGCGGACAUUUCAGCAGAUCCAAGAGGAAGAAGAUGAUGAUUACCCUGGGAGCUACUCACCCCAGGACCCUACUGCUGGACCAUUGCUGACUGAGGACUUGAUCAAAGCCCUUCAGGAUCUGGAAAAUGCAGCAUCAGGAGAUGCAACAGUACGGCAGAAAAUUGCUUCGUUGCCACAGGAAGUUCAAGAUGUGUCGCUACUGGAGAAGAUUACAGACAAAGAGGCAGCAGAACGUCUUUCGAAGACUGUGGAUGAAGCAUGUUUGUUACUAGCAGAAUACAAUGGGCGACUGGCGGCAGAGCUGGAAGAUCGGCGCCAGCUGGCACGCAUGCUGAUUGAAUACACGCAGAACCAGAAGGAUGUAUUGACAGAGAAAGAGAAAAAGCUAGAAACUCAAUGUUGCUUUGGCACGCCCUGAAUUUUGCUCGAUUUAAAGCCGUAGUUUCAACAUGCAGCAGCUGCUUGAAGUAGUCUUCACUUUGAAGAGCUCUGUCGCUGUGAAGCAUCACUUGAGCUUGACAAAUUGACAGUUGCUCUUUAACUGCUUGCAAACCAAACUAAUGCAUAAUUCUCCUAGAUCAUCACGGCAUCAAAGCAGGCUCCUCCACUGGACGAUCUUCUGUUUGGAGGGCAGAAGGUUUAGAAGGCAAAUCCAAUCCAUAAUUAAUCCAAGUUGCACUGAGAAACAUGUGUAAAUAGCUGCAUCCUCUAAUUAGAGGUGGGAGCCAGGAAUCUGACACCGAAACAGUUCUUGGUGCCUCUGUACUACACUGUCUGCAACCUAGUAGUCAAACGUAUUUGCCGUUGAGAAGAGUGUGUGAAAGCAAACAUCGCAUGGAAGUAUGGUAUGUGGACCAGGGCAUGUAUGAUGCUAUCAUGAGGCUCUUCUGUCUAGUUGGCUUACCUAAGGGCUCCUUAAGAUGAUUUUAGAGCAGACCCACCUCAUAUCUAACAUACCUAUCGGGCUUGGAGUUAGAGAAUGUCCAUAAAACAUUUUCCUGGUCUUCAAAUUGUAUACCAGCUUAGAAAAUCCUGACCGAAAUUCAGGGCUACUUUCAUGACCAUGAAAAGCAUUUGGGAAAUUGGGCACCCUCUUCCAGGGAGUGAGGAAAAAACCCAUUCGACUCCCUUCACAGUGAAAAUUCAUCCUCUCCUGGCAGCCUUAAAAAUUAAGGGAAGACUUUGAAAGAUGCCAGCAGCAGGUAGGUGCUAGGCUAUCUCCCCUUCAAGUUAAAGUAACAAAGUAAAGAAACUUUUGUUUUAUUCAAGACUCUGUCUUCUACUCUUCUGUAUGCCCUGCAGUGCUGGAGGAUGGUACCUGGGCCCAGCGUAGGCUGUAAUUAGCUUUCCCCGUUGCUAACCCUGAGCAUGCAGGGCUGUUGUGAAAAGCCACUGUAAAACGAGCAGCAUGGGGCUUCUUGCACAAUAACGUCCUCAAAGGGUAAAGCAGCCUGCAGCUGCCCUUGUGCUUUAGGGAGGGGGUGGGCAAAGGAGAUCUGGGCUUUGGUCCCUUCAGUACAAUGGCAGGAUGGGGCAUGUGUAAAUCACGGCGCAUGAGUGUGUGUCCUGGAAAGGAGGCAGACUCAACGCUUCACCUGCCCAAACCUCUGGCCCCCUCUCUUCUCUGACCACCCUGUAGUCUAGCCAUGACCGGAUUGCACACAAAACGUGCAUUCAUCUACGUAGCUCAGUCAGCAUCUUGAGACUUUAGUAAACUUUACUCCACUGGCCACAUGCAUUUCAAAGUGCCCCUUUGAGCACCAUUUUCAACAUUGCUCGUGCUGCCAAUGCCAAACCUAGGUAGUGCCAUGUUAUAGAUGAGGAGCAUCCCUAGCUGCAUUCAAGUCAAGGAUAAGACUUGGGCUCUGAAGGAGAAAUCCCCUUUCAUGCUGGCAAACAAGUGAUGUCAUUUUCAAAAAUGUGGCCCCAGAAGGCAAGGCAGAUCUCAAGAUCCUAGGACAGUCGGGCUGGGGGGGCCUCACAUCAGUAGUGCAGCCCCCUGCUCGAGGCAGAAUCGUCCCGCACUCGACCGUCCCAGCCAAGCGUCUGUCCAACCUGCUCUUGAAAACUCCCCAGGAUGGAGAUCCCACCGCUUCUCUCGGCAGCCUGCUCCAGUGCUUGACCACCCGCGUGCUCGGUUCCUCCUAAUCUCCAACCUCAGCUUCCCCCUCUGAAGCUUGAGGCCAUUGCUCCUCUCUCUGUCCCCUUGAGGAAAGCCCAUCUCCGUCUUCUCUGCCAUUGCCCUUCAGGUAUAUGAAGACUUAUCGAGUGCCCUGUCUUGCAAGGGUGUAGUUAAGACUCUUGUAUACUUUUAUUUUUUUCUUUUAUUUUAAUCUUUGUUUAAAAAAAAAAAAUUAGCUUUUAAUGUUGAAAAAUCUGUGACAUCCUGUCUGCAGGGAGCUGAAAUUUAUUUCCCUAAUUUGUGUGCCAGUACUCUUGAUAUUGCCACAGCUCAGUGAAUAACCGAUACUUUAUUGCUGCUCCCCUGCACGGAGGGAAGGCAUAAACAAUGAGCUUUAAUGAAAGUGCAGUUCUUCUCUGAAAAGUGACUUUGUAAAACUUGCAUUUUCUUGAACGCGGUGUGUUCAAUUACACUUGCUUCAGUGAGCAAAAUAAAUUGUUCCUGCUCCUUUCUCCUGCUACCCUCUACCACUCAAUGGGAGGUAGAAAGGGGCUCUGGCCUGGGCAGAAACAGAACCCGUUUUGGAGUUGGCUUUUAAUAGCAUGUCUCUUGAACCCAUCCAGUACUCCUAACACAAGAACUGCAGCUGCCCAAUAACAUUAAUCUAAUCAAAAACAUUCAUUAAAUCCUUUGGCGCAGUAUCUACAAAUAGUUUUCAUUCUUCCAGCUCCAAAGGCAGAAUUGUCUGCCUCUCUCUCAUGAUGUUAGCGACAAAGAAUAGUGUUUGAUAUCCAAACCGGAGCUGGCGUUUGGAAAGCUCUGCUCUACUUCAGAAGUGAAAAAAUAUGGGAGAUGGAAAUGACUGAGACACAGCAACCGUGCAACUGUCAGUGGGAUCUUUGUGCGUGUUUCUAAACUUAAACGGCAGGUUUCGGCAUCUGAGGAGAGCUGUGGUGGACCAAAUUUAAGAAAACAUAAAAGAAGUCCAGAGUGUCUCUUUUGGAUGGCAAAUGAAUUAUUAAGGCAGUGAAACCUUGCCUCGCAAUCUGCAUAAGCAUCCCCUCCAGCACAGUGCUCUGGUUGUAAGAUUUGUGAUUUGACUUGAGUUGAGUGGCCUUGAAGGCUGUGGGGUUUAUUUAGCCCUGGUUUUGCAAUUCAACCCUUUUUCCCUUUAGAAGAGAGAAGCCAAUAUGGACAGGGAUGCUCGUUCCCUCAUGGAUGACUCCAAUAAAGAAGAGCUGCAGGAGGUCCAGCUCGAUAAAAGUGAAUGGUGCAGGACUCGCUGCUGCCAGGGGUCAUUCUGUUGAUCAUCUUUGGAGUUGUCCGCACAGUACGGGCCAAUAGCUCCUCAUCGCCUUUCCAUUAAAGGACGGUUUUCUGAUGACAGUGAAGAUGCAACAGUGAAGUGUCACGGAGGUGAGACAACCACCCUGGCAUCUGCCAGGUAGCUGGAAGUGAUGGACUCCCCGGUUAGCGUGCGGCUCGGCUGCCUCUCAUAUCCCCUUGUAUCUCUAGAAGCUGCUGGAUCUGGCAUAGAGCAGACCAGGGCAUUUCCAGGGUAGUUUGCAAUGCCAAACUGCGGCAUGCUCCAGAGAGAAGGCCUCUGAAGACAUCUCUCUUCUACAGUGCCGCUUCUCAGAAGGUACUGGAUUUUGUGGAGCAUUUUUCCUGGAGAGGGCAACCACUUUGAAUUUGCUUCUUGCAUGUGCACAUAUGGACUCAUGGGGAAAUGGGCCUAUAACUGGGCACUGAUGAUGCCUUGAAACACUGUUCUGUGCUCCAGCCUCUCUGGCUGUGGUGACCAGAUCCUCGAGACCCACCAGGUCCUAACGUGGUGACAUCUCUUGCUGGAUGUCCCCGGGUCGGGGGACAAGCCGGGGAAAUGAAAACGCCUGGGGCACUAGGAAGGCAGUUGGACGGGGUUGUGUCAUGAUCUACUUUCCUUUUGCCUCGCAGCUGAACUGCAAGCUUCUGCCAUCGAUUCCUGUUACACUCCGAGGACGGGAUGUCUGACCUGUCGUGUUGGUGGCAGAGGGUGACUGAUGGCCCAGGCCGCUGCCCUAGCCACACGUGGUGUCUGGGGUAUCCUGGGUCUGUCAAGGGCUGAGGGAGCAGAUCGUGUGGAUGUCGGGUCCCUGUUGCAUUCUCCCUGCCUCUGCCGUGUUUGUCCUUUGGCACAGAGUGGGCUGCAAAGGAUUUUCCUCCUAAUCCCUCAAAAGCAGCUUUUUGCAGCUUCCUUGAUAGUGCUGGCAGGGGGUGUUGUUAUCUUAGGAGGAUGGAUGACUUCUGAUGGGUUUUCUGUUUCCUUUCAAUUAGCUGUAUUAGUAGCAGGGGAAGAAGGGGACAUAUCUCCUGGCUGGUUUCCCUGCACUCAUGUUGCUGUGGUUACUGGUUUUUUUACAGAGGUACCUGGUGCCAAAGAGUUGCAAACACCACCAGCCAAAUGUGCCACCUGCAACAGCUAGCAAUUUAGGUAUAAUCUUCUCCGAUUUCCAGGAGGGUAGAGAGAGCCCAAGUGCUGCAGCAGGGGAGCAGCAGUGAGACUAGCAGGCUCUGCUGACUCCAGCUUUGUCUUCUGUGGCUUUCUCUGGUUGCUGGCAGGAGUUGUGUCCUGGGCCACGUCGCUCCAGAGCAGAGACCAAGUGUCAAGCCAACAAGGAAGCCAGGUGUGCGAGCUCUGCGGGGCUCCCCGAGAGCCUUCCCAUGCUUCUCUGGGCUCCCUUUGCAAUGCCACGCCAGUCCUGCAUGGCCAGGGCCUUUAUCUAGUCGGCCAAGCCUGUUCUUGGCUCCUGCCACCGCCUACCAGUUGAGGGGAAUGCAGGGACCGGGGGGGCACGGAGCAGGUGGCCUUGUGUCCUGCUCCCUGUCAGCAUAAGGGUAACAGCCCCUUUGCUGGCCUCAAAUGUUCACAAGCAGCCGGUCCCUAGCACAGGUGAAGGAAGCACAGCAGCUUCCUUCCAAGUAGGUAGCGCCCCUGAGCCGACGGCCAGCGCCGCGCCGCGCCGCGCUCCGCUCCUAGCAUUGCUCUCCCAACUGUCCCUGGCAGGAGUUCAGGGCCCAGGCCUCUGGGAAACGUUAGUGAGCCCGUGCUUGGGGCCAGGGUGGUGGCGGAGGGCAAUGUCAUCGAGAGCGGCAGGGGGAGAAGGGGAAGGUUGGCGGGUGAGCAGCCCCUCGC
Messenger RNA from Alligator sinensis (Chinese alligator), 5922 nucleotides. RefSeq names its product regulation of nuclear pre-mRNA domain containing 1B (gene RPRD1B). The coding region runs from base 186 to 1043 and encodes 285 amino acids. Gene Ontology annotation, biological process: mRNA 3'-end processing. The record is from RefSeq and is a predicted model, not a curated record. Gene Ontology annotation, cellular component: RNA polymerase II, holoenzyme. The transcript has 7 exons. Lineage: Eukaryota; Metazoa; Chordata; Crocodylia; Alligatoridae. Gene Ontology annotation, molecular function: RNA polymerase II C-terminal domain binding.